GGACUCGUUUAGAACAUGGUUGGUACUGCUAAAGGUAACUUAUUUUCUUUGUUCGAUUGAUUGUUUUUUAAAUUGAUUAUUCUUACCAUUGUUUAGCCACUGCCGCUGCCAAGAAAACCCAACGCAUUCAGAAGAAGAGCGGAGGUCAUAUUCAUACUACCACUCGUUUCUACCGCCCCAAGACUCUUAAACUUGCUCGUAAGCCCAAGUAUGAGAGACACGCUAUCAGCAAGGAGAAUAAGAUGGAUGCUUAUGCUAUCAUCAAGAAGCCAGCUGUGAGCGAGUCUUCUAUGAAGAAGAUUGAGUCUGAGAAUAUUCUUACUUUCUUUGUGGAUAUUCGUGCAAACAAGAGACAGAUUCGUCAGGCCAUUAACAAGCUUUACAAUGUUAAGUGCUCUAAGGUGAAUACGGUGAUUUCUCCUCUGGGUUUCAAGAAGGCGUUUGUGCGUAUGAGUGGUGAGAAUGAAGCUAUGGACGUUGCUAACAAGAUUGGUAUCUUCUAAGUUGAGUGGUAUAAACAUGUCCUUAU
Messenger RNA from Blastocystis hominis, 529 nucleotides. RefSeq lists its product as hypothetical. The transcript has 2 exons. The record is from RefSeq and is a predicted model, not a curated record. Lineage: Eukaryota; Bigyra; Opalinata; Blastocystidae. Gene Ontology annotation, biological process: ribosomal large subunit assembly; translation. Gene Ontology annotation, molecular function: structural constituent of ribosome. The coding region runs from base 243 to 503 and encodes 86 amino acids. Gene Ontology annotation, cellular component: ribosome; cytosolic large ribosomal subunit.